Emiliania huxleyi CCMP1516 is the source of this 3473-nucleotide messenger RNA. RefSeq lists its product as hypothetical. Gene Ontology annotation, molecular function: starch binding; catalytic activity. NCBI's taxonomy places the organism in Eukaryota, Haptophyta, Isochrysidales, Noelaerhabdaceae. Gene Ontology annotation, cellular component: cytosol. The record is from RefSeq and is a predicted model, not a curated record. The transcript has 12 exons. Gene Ontology annotation, biological process: trehalose biosynthetic process. The coding region runs from base 76 to 3357 and encodes 1093 amino acids.
CCUCUCUCGCCGCCGGCCCGCACCACCAGCGUUUGUGUGUGAGCUCUCUUGGAGCCCGCUCCAGGUUACCCAGCGAUGUCUCAAGCGUUCUUGCAGCUCGAGUUCCGCGUGCGCCACUCGCCGGCGCGGCGCGGCGAGGAGGUCUACGCGGUCGGCGAGCACCCUUCGCUCGGCUGCUGGGAUCCGGCGCAGGCGGUGAAGCUGCGGCACUCGCCCGGGGAGGGCGUCUGGCUCUCGGCGCCAGUCUCCGUACCGGCGGGCGUCUCCAUCCAGUACAAGUACCUCCUCUUCUGCGAGGGCCGCUUCGAGCGCUGGGAGGCGUUCGACGGCAACCGGACCAUCGGCGCGGCGACCAGCCGCGCCGGCUCGCGCCACAGCCUCGUGCCUCCCGACGACGAGCUGGACGUGCUCCCGGCGCCGCCCGAGCCGCGCUGGAGCGCCGGGGCCUCCACGCCGCCUCCGACGCCCGCCGGCCUCGCCGAGGCGGACGGCACCACCGGCGUGAGCGGCCAGCUGAGCGCGCUCGACGUCGGCGAGGGCGGGUCUGUGAUUGUGGUGUCGUACAUACUGCCGCUGCUCAUCACGCGGGAGCGAGAGACGGCCUCGUGGGCCAUCGACUGGAACCUCGACUCGGUCCUCGCGCGGCGCGCCUCCGCAGGCCGCGCCGAGGGCAAGCGAGUCCUUUGGAUCGGCUGCCCGGGCGUGGCGGUGGCGGAGGCGGACCGGGCCUCGCUGACGGAGGCACUUGUCCACUACUCGGCCGUCCCCGUCUUCCUCGAGCCGGAGACGCAGAAGGCGCCCCUUCGCCCCGCCACACCUCGCCCGCGCCAACUCGUGUUCGACUCGCCGUCACCCCCGUCUCCCGCCUUCUCUCACACACUGGUCGGCUCUCCUCAGGUCUUCUACACUGACUUCUGCCGCGCCUUCCUCUGGCCCGUCUUCCACAACGCACGCACUGCCGGCCGACGCGCGAGACAGGCCGAGCGGCGCAUCGAGCCGGGCGUGCUCGAGAAUGUCGAGGCGAGCGCCUUCGCGACGCCCUCCUCGCUGCUGCUCGCCUCCCCGGCGGGAGGCAACCUCUCGCCCCUCACCCUCUCCCCGCUCGUCCCUCGCCGCGGCUCCUCCGCCGAUGGCGCGCCGCCGGCCGGCACCGCUGGCGGCUGCUGGGGCGCCCAGCCAGCCAAGCCCUCGGCCCCGCCCGCCCCGCCCACGGCCACCACCGCCACGAUGUUCGCGCCUCCUCCCCUCGCCGGGCCCGCCGCCGCCCCUCCCUCGAGCGGCCCGCUGGUCGUGCCGCGGCUCUCCUCCCUCGGACAGCACUCCCUCGGAGGCGCCCACGCUGCCGCCCGCUCGCCGCUGCUGUCCCCGCUGCCGUCGCCCAUCGCGCGCAAGGAGUCCGACGCGGCGCUCGCGAUGCUGCUCACGCGGCUCGACGAUCUCCUCGCCUCGGGCGCGCUGCCGCCCCCCCGUGGCAUCCUGCUGCGGACAGCUUCUCUUCACGCGUGCUGCCGUGGACAGGCGGCCGGCUGCUGGUCGGUGGAGAGGCUCAAGGGGCUUCCCCUCAAGCUGAUCGCCUUCGAGCAGCUGCUCUGCUCCGCCUCCAAAGAUGGAUCAGCCGCCAGCCUCGGGGCGACCCUCGCCGGCGUAAAGGCGUGCAACUUCACGCCCGCCGUGCAGGCCGACUACGAGACGGUGGCGCCGUCAUCUACAUGGAGCUGCCCACCAUCACGCUCGCGCAGCGGCUGCAGCUCUGGCGGCGCGUACACGCCCCUCUCAUCUAGCAGGAGGUCAUCUACGCAAUGUCAUCAACACACACUACACACUGACAUAAGGCGCGCCUACGCCGCCGUCUUCACCUCGGUCCGCGAGGGGCUCAACACCUACCCGCUCGAGGCCGUCUUCGCGCGGCGCAACGUCGAGCCGGGCGUCGUUGUGCUGUCCGAGUUCGCAUCGUGCUCCCGCGUGCUCAACGGCGCGAUCCGAGCCGAGCGCGACGCGCGGCGGCAGCGCGACAUGGAGUUCGUCAUCAACAACACCGCUUCGGCGUGGGCCGAGCGUUUCGUGCUCGACUUGCAGGCGGUCGCCGAGGAGAAGCCGCGCGAUGCGCAGUGGGAGACGAUCGGCUUCGGGCUCGCCGGCUUCCACCGCGCCGGCUGGCGCAGCGACUUCACCGCGCUCGACACGACCGAGGUGCUCACUGCGUACCGGCGGGCCCGCCGGAGGGCGCUCUUCCUCGACUGGGGCGGGACGCUCGUCCCGAUCGAGGCCUUUCCUAGACCUUUCCUAGACCUGUCCUGGAGCCUUCCUGUAGGCGGGACGCUCGUCCCGAUCGAGGACGGCUUCACCUCCCACCUCGUCGAGUACUUCCGCGAGCGCCUCUCGCCCGCUGUGCACGCCUGCCUGCACGAGCUCGCUUCGGACCCGCGCAACUUGCUGAUGGUGCUCUCGGGGCAGGAGAGCGGCCGGAUGGACGCCGCCUUCUCGUCCCUCGGCCACGCCUCCCUCGCCGCGGAGCACGGCUUCUGCUACCGGCUCGGCUCGCUCCCAGGCGUGCGGCUGCUACUCGAGGACGAGGGGCGUGGCCUCCGCCGGACACGCGUGCGGCGGCCGCACGCGUCCGAGUGGCGGCAGCUCCUCCCGGACAACGACCUGUCUUGGAAGGAGACGGUUGCCACCGUGAUGGAGGCGUACAAGGUGCGCACCAACGGCGCGCAGACGGAGGUCAAGGGCUCUUCUCUCGUGUGGAAGUUCGACGAAGUCGACCCCGAGUUCGGGCUGAUGCAGGCCAAGGAGAUGUGCGUGCACCUCAACACGGUGCUCGCAAACUGCCCCGUCGCCAUCAUCACCGGCAAGGGCUACGUAGAGGUUGGCGGCGUCGACUUCAUCCUCUGCAUCGGCGACGACUCGGCGGACGAGUUCAUGUUUCAGGCGCUGCACGCGCGCUUUGCGGACCGGCCCGCAGGCACGGUGCCCGCCCUCUUCACGUGCGUGGUUGGGAGGAAGCCGUCCUCCGCGCAGUACUACGUCAACGGCGCGGAUGAGGUGCUCGAGCUCUGCCAGUCGCUCCGCCUCCACUCGACGCGCGCCAACCGCAACUUGUCCACCUCGGACCUCAAGGGGCUCGGGCGCGGCAGGGUGCCCAUUCGCGGAGAGGGGCCGCUCAACAGCUCCAUGGACGGCAGCACGAUGCGAGCUGUCUUUGCCGCGACGCGCGGAACCUCGACGCCCUUCGCGCUGCCAGCCGGCCAUGGCGCCCGACUCGCCUCCAUCGCUGCCUCGCCGCCGCCCGGGCAGCGAGCUGAGCUUGGCACGGUCGACGGGGCUGCGGAGCCAAUCAAGUUCACCGUGGGGCAGUGACGGGUCGCAUGGACAUCUUUUUGCGACGUUGCUUGCGCAUGUGUUUGAGUUGAGAGAGGAUUUUUUGACACAGGCGUGUUUGAGGAUCGUCGGUUAGUACACGUGUUAUAUAUCAU